Molecule: messenger RNA, 4600 nt
Organism: Myxocyprinus asiaticus (Chinese sucker)
Lineage: Eukaryota; Metazoa; Chordata; Actinopteri; Cypriniformes; Catostomidae
Gene: fam131ba
Product: family with sequence similarity 131 member Ba
Exons: 9
Coding region: 122-1474 (450 amino acids)
Source: RefSeq, a predicted model, not a curated record
GGGAGAGAAUCAGAGAAGCGGAGAAGAGGAAUAAGAGUGAGAAAGAGAGAGAGAGAAGGAGAGAAUGUCUGCUGAGAGGGUGGCUCUUCCUUGUUCACAAACCGGCCCUCAUUGAGACAUCAUGGGCUGUAUCGGCUCCCGGACCAUCACGGCGGAUGCAGUUCCCGUACGAAAAGAUGGGGAGCAGCAUGGACGUGCCGAGUUUUCCUGGGAAGGAAUCAAUCUGUCCAUGGAGGACACCACCUCCAUCUUGCCAGGUCUGAAGCGGAACUCCAACGCCUAUGGGAUUGGAGCUCUGGCUAAGUCCUCUCUGACAGGUGUGUCAGGGGUUACAAGAUCGAUGAAGGACAAAGUGACCAAGCCCACUGCCAUGGCUCAGGGCCGUGUGGCCCAUAUGAUUGAGUGGCAGAGCUGGGGCAAACCAUCAGCAGGGCCGGAGGGGGGAGCGGGUCGCUCCAAUCUUAAUCGCGAGAGGGAGAGACGGCUUGAAAAUGAUGCCUAUAGUGACUUGAGUGAUGGGGAAAAAGAGGCACGAAUGGCAGCAGGAAUUAUGCAGCAGCUUGUCAUCUCUGAGGCUGCACUUUUAGGCUGGAACUUUAUGGAUGGAGAGAGCCUCUGUGCUGACUCCAACCAAGGCAGUGUAGCUCACCUCAGUGAGGUCAACCAGGAGAGCAUCACCAGCAGAGACCAGCCACUGCAUCAUUCCUCUGCGGAUGUGUGGCCUCACACCUAUGUCUCCCAAGGCCUUUACUGCCUCUCCUCCUCUGAUGCAUGGGAGCCAGUCAGCAACGAGCCCUCUGGCAUGGCCUCUCCUGCUGCUAGCUCAUAUAUCAUGGCAGGCGGGGCAUCGGGAGAGGGUUACGAUGACUCCACCCACUAUUUGACACAGCAGCAGAUGACGUUGCAACAGCAGAACCAAUUACAGCAGUUCCAGCAGUAUCAACAGUACCAGCAGCAACAGCUCCUGCAGUACCAACAGUCUUUGGAACAUCGACUGCACAGCGCCUCCCAUUCCUUACAAGCCACACCCAACAGCACUAUACAUAGUUUGGGCCCGCCCACUCACCCGAGAUUGGCUGAUUUGUGGGCGGCGGCUCAGGUGGAGCCCCAUCAGGUGGAGAUGAUGGGACAAAUGGGCAUCACCAUGGCAGAAAUGGGAAUGGCGGAAGUGUAUGGGGAGGAGUUCAUCCCAGAGAAUGAAUGCAUUCCUGAACAGCAAGAGGAGGAGGAAAUCAAGGAGGAUGAUAUAACAUUAACUCUUGAACCUGAGCCGACAUCCGUAACUCUUGCCCUGACUCCUCCACCUCAGAGAGAAGACUCCACCCCAUCUGGGGACAUAAGUCCGGGACAAGCAUCAACAGAGCCUAUGGCUGAUCAUAUGACCUAUGAGGUCACAUCGUGCAUCGUCAAAUUGCUGGAGGAGAAGAAAGAGGAGGUGGAGGAUGGGGCCAUGUUUGUUGUGGCAACCAACUGACCGUACAAAUCAAAGGACAAUACGGCAAACAAAACGAAUCUGUCUGUGAAAUAAUCAACCAGUUAAGCUAUUGUAAACGCCCUUUUACCCCCGCUGUGUACUCCUAUGGACUGUCUCACGUGGCGAAAGCCAUGACAACAGAUUUAUUCUUUAUUAACCAAUAGUGAUGGAGGACAAGGUGACAGAAUAGACACUCGGAGUGCCGAGGCACACAUAGAGACUAAAUAUGUGUCAAAGCCCGGAUUGAUGCUUUAUGUGCUGCUGUGGACGCUAGAGUUUUAUGGCGGAGGAGAGGUGGAGUCCAAGGACACUUGCAAAUGAAUUUGAAGAGUGCAAUACUGAGAAAUCAAUACAACCAAAAGAAAGUGCAUGCUUUUUUUGAGUAUUUAAGUGACUCUGAACUAACAGUAUACGCAUAGUAAUAAUAUAUAUAUAUUGAUUUUUGUAAAAAAAUUAAAAGCGAAUGAAACAGUAUGUAUUUGUAUGUAUAUAUAAUAUGUAUGUACUGUAUGUAUGGUAGUACGAAUGUAUGAAUGUAUGUGUCUUUAAAGGUAUAUUCUGAAAAACGAAUUUGCCGUUUGGCAAAACUGUUGUGUGAAGUGUCCCCUAUGUACUUUACCUCCAACACACACACAAACACACACACUUACACAUACUGAUGCACACAUAAACACCCUUGAAAACAUGUUUUUGCUCUUUAUAUAAUCAAGCACAAUACUGCCCGACUGGAAACAGUGCUGCCCUUUUCAACAUCCUAACUGUAUUGUUACUAAGACUUAUGCACUACUAUGGACAUAAAUGAAUGUAUUGUCCAUCUUCUUCGGCGACGCCAUAGUUCUGUCCUAAAAGAGAUAGUUCACACAAAAAUGAAAAUUCUGUCAUCAUUUACUCACUCUAAUGCAGUUCCAAACUGUUCAGUGGAACACAAAAGGAGAUUUUAGGUAGAAUUUUAGCCUCAGUCACCUUUCACUUUCAUUGUAUGGAAAAUGGAUGCAUACAAAAUGAAAAUGAAUUGUGAAAAAAAUUUAAAUUGUGACUGAUAUUAACACACUGCCUCCUUUUUGUGUUCCACAGAAGAAAGAAAAUCAUACAGGUUUAGAACAACAUGAGGGUGAGAAGUGAGAAGUGUGAACAAUCCCUUAAAAUGUUUUGUUCUAAUUUUUUUUUUUCUUUUUUUUUUAAUGUCUGUGUUUAUCUGUUUGUGUACUGUCUGGCUGAGCUGCUCAGUGUUGAUUUGCACUGAACAACAUAAAACAACAAAGGCAAACUGAAGAGUUAUCAUCAUUCCAGGAAGUUCCAUCAGUCUUCACGUGCUACAGCAGCAUCAAUGGAGUGAUAUUUUUAAUGUUUUAAUUUUAAUUAGAAAUUUGGAUAUUUUUAAUCUGUUGAGUCUGAAACUACAGGACAUUAAAGGGAAAUCCCGAAGACGACUCUAAUGGAGAGAUACUGUGGAUAUUAUCCAUCCAUUUCCAAGUACUUUUUUUUCUUCAGUCAAGUGGAAAAUAAGGCUGUUGAACUAAUGACAAACUAAUCUGUAUGUAGGAGCCAUAUCAAACCAUUUGCUUCAGAAAUACAUUAGAAAUAUAAUUCAUAACAUCCAUAAUCUUAAAGGGACAGUUUAGCCAAAAAUGGAAAUUCUUUCAUUUAAUCACCCUGAUGUUUUUCCAAACCCAUUUGACUUCCUCUCUUUCGUUGAACACAAAAGGAGAUGUUAGGCACUGACAGUCUCAGUCACCAUUCACUUUCAUUGCAUCUUUUUUCCAUAUGAAACGGGAGCCAGCUGGUAUGUGAUAGCUGUGCGGUAUAUGUAAACCUCACUCCCCUAGCCUCAAGAGAUGCACUAGCGACUGAUGCUAGAGGCUGCUGCCUUUAGCCUCCUUGUUAGCGCAGGCCUCCCAUGCCGGCUAACGCCGGUUCGAAUCCCGCUCGGAGCAGGACCGUUUACACAUACAAUGAAAGUGAAUGGUGACUGAGGCUGUUAUUCUGUCUAACAUCUUUUGUGUUUCUCAUAAUAGGGUAAGUCAUAUGGGUUCGAAACAACAUGAGGAUUUUCAUUUUUGGGUGAUCUAUCCCUUGAAGUAAUUUCUUUCAAACUGGCAUAAAUACAAAGCGAUAAACUCUUAUUACCUCACUAAAAUCAUGUGGUAAUGGGGUGUACAUGACAUGUACAGCAUUAAGCAUUGGUCACUGUAUGUUUUUGUCAUGACCGUAUGACUGUGGACGCAUAGACAGUUAAUGAAUAGAAAAGAAGGUGCUUUUCUGGUUAAUGCUUACAGGCUUUCCACUAAUUAUGUCAUAUUUAAUACACUGUAAUUUAAAUACCCGCUGCAGAAAGAAGUGCCCUCAACUACUAGCGUUAACAUUCAAAUCUUUGUUAGUAUACUGUAUGUACAUUCUGAAAGAAAGAAAAAAAGCAGCAACAGACUGUAAAAUUGUGUUAUGGAUGUGGCAUGUAGAAGGCAUUUGAUUUAGCAAAUAAUAUAUAUUCCUUGAUGAUUUUGAGAGUUUUGCUUUUGGUAAUAAUGCCAUUAUGCAAUGGUGAGGCAACAUUUAGUUUUCUAUACUAAAAAGGUCUGCGAGUUGUCAUUCUUUGUGAUAUUUCUAACAUUGUAUGUAUACAGUAGUAUCAGCAGGAGAGAAUUUUUCACAGGUCUGAUGGGUUGUAUUUGAGAAACUUUGGUCAGAAAGGCAAAUUAGCAUCUAUUUUAUAUAAGGAAAAUAUGCUGUUAUCAGUUCGCAGAUUGAAAUGUCUAAAAGUAGAAGAUCUUUCAUGUUAAUCAAACUACAGUCGAGAGGAAAAAAUGACAAUCUUUAGAAAAUAUUCUCUCAACAUCUUCAAUUACAGAGCGUCUUUGUAAAUGUCCAAAGGAUGGCAAUGUAAACAUCCGAGAGGAAUGAUUACAUGGGGCUAUAACUACUCUGUGAUAUAUGAUACAUUUAGAACACACUCAGAAUGGGGAAGUUAUACAUUGAAAUAAGAAAGGAUUCCUGAUCAUGGAAAAAUAAAGCUAGGUAGCCAGCAAUUUUGCAUUUUCCUUCAGCUUCAUUCAGUGUGUCAUCCUGUAUCAUCAUAUUCGAAUCAUGUGCAUUUUAAUGGGCUGUAAAUAAAAUCAUUAUUGUGAAUGA